AUUAGUUUCUCAUUUUGAAUAAUAUAUUAAAUUUACCAUAUUAUCUGUGGCGCAGGUUGGGAGUGUUGAGUUGUCGUUUUACAGUCUUUAAGCGUGAGAGCUGCAAGAAACGCCAUCAGAUUCCUUCUAAAGUUUAUUUGCCAAAAUAUCCAUUGAGCUAAAUAGAUCACCGCUUCAUCUCUCCUCUAAAUUACUUCAAUCUCGUAGCUAAUUUUGUUGUGAUGAAAAUCUGAAACCUCGAUAAAUCUGGAAUAAGUUUCUGUUUGAUCUGAAGAAAAAGGGAAUCUUCCUUAAGGUUUUCUAUGCAGGAGAAAUGAAAAUCAGAUCGUUGCGUCAACCGCCACCUAAACUUGUUCUAUUACCAACUCUUGUUAUUAUCGUUUCCUCAACAUGUUUGUUAGGUAUCCUCACAAACCUCCAAACCUUAUCAUAUCUUCUCCGUCCUCUCUGGGACAAACCGCCACCACCUUUCAGACGAAUCCCUCAUUACUACGCCGAGAACGUCUCCAUGGCCCACCUCUGCAAUCUCCACGGAUGGACCCCCAGGACGGAACCAAGGCGAGUCUUCGACGCCAUCAUCUUCAGCAACGAGCUCGACCUCCUAGAGCUCAGGUGGCAGGAGCUAGGACCAUACGUUUCAAAAUUCGUAAUUCUUGAAUCCAAUACCACCUUCACAGGCAUCCCUAAGCCUCUCUUCUUCGACUCCAACAAGGAGAGGUUCGCCUUCGCCCAGGGUAAGAUAGUGCACGGAGUCUUCCCCGGGAAGAAGCGUUUGCACCACGACCAACAACAAGAAGACCCUUUCUUGCUCGAAGGCCAGCAGCGCGUGGCUAUGAACUGGCUCCUCAGGGAAGCUAAUGUAUCCGAUGGAGACGCGGUGAUAAUGUCGGAUGCAGAUGAGAUCCCCAGCCCUCACACCGUGAAGUUCUUACAGUGGUGCGACGGGAUACCGGAUGUGAUGCAUCUGGAGAUGAGGGAUUACAUGUAUUCCUUCGAGUUCCCGGUCGAUUACAGCAGCUGGAGAGCGUCUGUGCAUAUAUACAGCAGGAAAUGGACUCACUACCGCCACUCACGACAGACGGACUUGAUACUGUCCGACGCCGGGUGGCAUUGCAGCUUCUGUUUCAGACGUCUCAGCGAGUUCGUUUUCAAGAUGAAAGGGUAUAGCCAUGCGGAUAGAGUGAAGCGCAAGGAGUUUUUGGACUACUCCAGGAUACAGAAACAUAUAUGUAAAGGAUAUGAUCUCUUUGACAUGCUUCCUGAAGAGUACAGCUUCAAAGAUUUGAUUAGCAAAAUCGGACCCAUCCCUCCUUCUACAUCCGCUGUACAUCUGCCUGCGUUUUUGAUUCAGAAUGCUGCCCGCUUUCGCUUUCUCCUACCAGGAGGAUGUCUCAGAGAGCCUUAGCUAAAGUGAGGAUCUUAGUACAAAUAGAGAAGCAAUGGUUUCUUGUAAAAAAAAAAGAGAUUUUUGGCGUCAAACCAACAUAAUCCCAAAAACAAAAAAUAAAUAGAUCGUUAUUACACCAUCA
Molecule: messenger RNA, 1529 nt
Organism: Brassica rapa (field mustard)
Lineage: Eukaryota; Viridiplantae; Streptophyta; Magnoliopsida; Brassicales; Brassicaceae
Product: beta-1,4-mannosyl-glycoprotein 4-beta-N-acetylglucosaminyltransferase
Biological process (GO): N-acetylglucosamine metabolic process
Cellular component (GO): membrane
Molecular function (GO): beta-1,4-mannosylglycoprotein 4-beta-N-acetylglucosaminyltransferase activity
Source: RefSeq, a predicted model, not a curated record